AUGAGCGAAGCCGGCGGCGGCCGGGGCUGUGGGUCCUCGGUCCCCCAGCGAGCGCCAUGGAGCCUGGUAGCGGCGACGGCCGCCUUCUGCCUGGUGUCGGCCACGUCGGUGUGGACGGCGGGGGCCGCGCCCAUGAGUAGGGAAGAGAGACAGAAGCUUGGGAAUCAAGUACUGGAAAUGUUUGAUCAUGCUUAUGGUAACUAUAUGGAACAUGCUUACCCAGCUGAUGAACUCAUGCCUUUAACCUGCAGAGGUCGUGUUAGAGGCCAGGAACCAAGUCGGGGUGACGUUGAUGACGCCUUGGGAAAAUUUUCCUUGACACUGAUUGAUUCUUUGGACACUCUUGUGGUAUUAAAUAAAACUAAAGAAUUUGAAGAUGCAGUGAGAAAAGUUUUAAGAGAUGUUAAUUUAGAUAAUGAUGUAGUUGUAUCAGUCUUUGAAACAAACAUCAGAGUUCUUGGGGGUCUGUUGGGCGGACACUCCUUGGCAAUCAUGCUGAAAGAAAAAGGCGAGUACAUGCAGUGGUACAAUGAUGAACUUCUCCAAAUGGCAAAGCAAUUGGGUUACAAACUUUUACCAGCUUUCAAUACUACCAGUGGCCUUCCUUAUCCAAGAAUUAAUUUAAAGUUUGGUAUCAGAAAACCAGAAGCUCGGACAGGAACUGAGACAGAUACCUGUACAGCUUGUGCAGGUACCUUGAUCCUUGAGUUUGCUGCUUUAAGUCGAUUCACAGGAGCAACAAUAUUUGAGGAAUACGCAAGAAAAGCUCUUGAUUUUCUCUGGGAAAAAAGACAGCGAAGUAGUAAUUUAGUAGGCGUGACUAUAAAUAUUCAUACUGGAGAUUGGGUAAGAAAAGAUAGUGGAGUUGGAGCAGGGAUUGAUUCAUAUUAUGAAUAUCUAUUGAAAGCCUAUGUCUUACUUGGAGAUGACAGUUUUCUGGAAAGAUUUAAUACACAUUACGAUGCCAUAAUGAGGUACAUUAGCCAGCCACCUCUUCUACUUGAUGUGCAUAUCCACAAGCCAAUGCUCAAUGCUCGGACUUGGAUGGAUGCUUUGCUCGCCUUUUUUCCAGGUUUGCAGGUCUUAAAGGGGGAUAUUAGACCUGCCAUUGAAACUCAUGAAAUGUUGUAUCAGGUGAUUAAAAAACACAAUUUCCUACCAGAGGCAUUUACGACAGAUUUCAGGGUACAUUGGGCUCAACAUCCUUUAAGACCAGAAUUUGCAGAAAGUACCUACUUCUUGUACAAAGCUACAGGAGAUCCUUACUACCUUGAAGUAGGGAAAACACUUAUUGAAAAUUUAAAUAAAUAUGCUAGAGUGCCUUGCGGAUUUGCUGCCAUGAAGGAUGUUCGUACUGGAAGUCAUGAGGACAGAAUGGAUUCUUUCUUCUUGGCUGAGAUGUUUAAGUAUCUUUACCUGUUAUUUGCCGAUAAAGAAGACAUUAUCUUUGACAUAGAAGAUUACAUCUUUACAACAGAAGCUCAUCUGUUACCUCUUUGGCUCUCUACUACAAAUCAAAGCAUCUCUAAGAAGAAUACAACUUCAGAAUAUACAGAACUGGAUGACAGUAAUUUUGAUUGGACUUGUCCAAACACUCAGAUUCUCUUCCCUAAUGAUCCGUUGUAUGCUCAGAGCAUUCGUGAACCCUUGAAAAAUGUGGUGGAUAAGAGCUGUCCUAGAGGCAUCAUCAGAGUAGAGGAGAGUUUCAGGAGUGGAGCUAAACCCCCUCUGAGAGCCCGAGAUUUCAUGGCCACUAACCCUGAACAUUUAGAAAUCUUGAAGAAGAUGGGGGUGAGUUUGAUUCACCUCAAAGAUGGGAGAGUCCAGUUGGUUCAACAUGCAAUCCAAGCUGCUAGUUCAAUUGAUGCUGAAGAUGGGUUGAGGUUCAUGCAGGAGAUGAUUGAACUGUCAAGUCAGCAACAGAAAGAACAGCAGCUACCUCCACGAGCUGUACAGAUUGUUUCCCACCCAUUUUUUGGCAGGGUAGUGUUGACUGCUGGACCAGCUCAGUUUGGGCUAGAUCUGUCUAAACAUAAAGAGACGAGAGGAUUUGUUGCAAGCAGUAAACCAUACAAUGGUUGUUCAGAGCUUACUAACCCCGAGGCAGUGAUGGGAAAAAUCGCUUUGAUACAAAGAGGACAGUGCAUGUUUGCAGAAAAGGCACGCAACAUUCAGAAUGCUGGUGCCAUUGGUGGCAUUGUUAUUGAUGACAAUGAGGGGAGCAGCAGUGAUACUGCCCCUCUGUUCCAGAUGGCAGGUGAUGGGAAGGACACAGAUGACAUCAAGAUCCCCAUGCUAUUCUUAUUUAGUAAAGAAGGAAAUAUCAUACUGGAUGCCAUCCAGGAAUAUGAGGAGGUGGAGGUGCUCCUUUCUGACAAAGCAAAAGAUAGAGCAGCAAUAUUAAAAGGUAAAAUGAUUCCAAGCUACAUUAUUAACAGUAAUCCUGAAAUGGAAAAUGAAGAACAACCAUCCUCUGAAAAUGAUUCUCAGAGUGCUGAACAGAUUACAUCAAGUUCUCAGGAGGUUGAUUUGGUUGAUCAAGAGUCUCCUGAGGAAAGUUCUCUAAACUCUCAACCAGAAUCAUUAUCUCCAGCAGAUAUGGACAAUGCUGCAAGUGUUUCUCCUUCUGAACAGAUUUCUAACCCCAUGGAAAACCACGAGACUACAAGUCUUGAUGGUGAAUGUACAGAUUUAGAUAACCAGCUUCAAGAACAAUCAGAAACUGAGGAAGAUUCCAAUCCUAAUGUUAGCUGGGGUAAAAAGGUCCAGCCUAUAGACUCCAUAUUAGCAGACUGGAAUGAAGAUAUAGAAGCAUUUGAAAUGAUGGAGAAAGAUGAACUAUGA
Molecule: messenger RNA, 2844 nt
Organism: Puma concolor (puma)
Lineage: Eukaryota; Metazoa; Chordata; Mammalia; Carnivora; Felidae
Gene: EDEM3
Product: ER degradation enhancing alpha-mannosidase like protein 3
Biological process (GO): endoplasmic reticulum mannose trimming; carbohydrate metabolic process; mannose trimming involved in glycoprotein ERAD pathway
Cellular component (GO): membrane; endoplasmic reticulum
Molecular function (GO): calcium ion binding; mannosyl-oligosaccharide 1,2-alpha-mannosidase activity
Source: RefSeq, a predicted model, not a curated record